This is a messenger RNA of Ruditapes philippinarum (Manila clam), 1023 nucleotides long. Its product is annotated as vesicular glutamate transporter 3-like. Gene Ontology annotation, molecular function: transmembrane transporter activity. Lineage: Eukaryota; Metazoa; Mollusca; Bivalvia; Venerida; Veneridae. The coding region runs from base 139 to 1023 and encodes 294 amino acids. The transcript has 7 exons. The record is from RefSeq and is a predicted model, not a curated record. Gene Ontology annotation, biological process: monoatomic anion transport; transmembrane transport.
CAAGGUUUUAUCUCAGCUGAUAUAGACAGUAGCAGGAAUUGAGAAAAAUAUGAAUGGCUUUAAUAUUUGACAUAAUGUUACAGAACAUAGCAGACUUCUAUGCAGUCAAGAUGACUUAAAGAAGUCGAUUUAUUUACAAUGAGUAAACUUCACGAAGCAGACGACCCUGUUGUUAGAAAGCGUCACGAGGGUACCACAUUAAACCAAAAAGCGGAUAUACUCGGGCAGAAGACAAAAGCUGGAAACGUUAAAGAAGAAGUUCCGAAUACUUCCGGAAACAGUGACGAGAAGAUUUCGGACAAUGAUAAUGGUAAAAAUCAACAAAAUUCAGAGAACCGUUCUGCAAAUGCAAGAAAUCAGGGUUCCAGUCUGUUUUAUAUUCCAAAACGAUUGAUAGUGACGUUUAUGUCAGGGUUGGGCUUGUUACUAGUGUACGCGAUGCGGACGAAUGUGGGGGUGAUGGUUGUUAUGAUUCUAGACGACAGAGCGUUUGAAAAAGUUGGAACAAUAGAUGCCAAAAUAAAUAUUCCGCGGGUAAACUGGGAUAGCCGGAUGGUUGGUUUUCUACACAGUAUUUUCUAUAUGGGAUUCCUGAUCUCUCAAAUUCCUGGCGCUUUCCUAACAACAAUAUUACCGACACAUAAGUUAUAUGGUGGCUGUAUAUUCACCUCGGCAUUAUUGAACAUUUUGCUACCUAUAUGUAUAGAUAAUGGGCAGUUUUCUCUCGUUUGUUGUGUUAGAUGUGUCCAAGGACUCGCAGAGGGUUUACUAUAUCCAGCAUGUUACGGUAUUCUCCGACAUUGGACAGCACCCCGUGAGCGUAGCCGUCAAGUAUCUGCUGUGUUGUCAUGUAAGGGUUGGCAUGUGGGCCUGGAAGCCAGAACGGUGUGUAUAGUAUGGUACAUGUUUUGGUUGUUUCUGAUAUAUGAAAAACCAUCCCAUCAUAAAUACAUCAGUGAAAACGAGUUUGAAUUCAUGGAAAAAUCCCAGGGAGCUGACGUGAUUGAUUAUGAGGUAGAGUAG